Molecule: messenger RNA, 1450 nt
Organism: Leptosomus discolor (cuckoo roller)
Lineage: Eukaryota; Metazoa; Chordata; Aves; Leptosomiformes; Leptosomidae
Source: RefSeq, a predicted model, not a curated record
AUAACUACUCUUAUUAAUCACAAGGAUAAACCAAAGCGUUCAGACAAGACUCUGCAAGCAAUUCAGCGAGUGGGCCAAGCGGUUAACCUGGCAGUUGGGAGGUUUGUUACAGUAGGUGAAGCUAUAGCCAAUGAAAAUCAUGAACUGAAAGAGGAAAUGAGUGUUGCUUGCAUCGAGGCAAGGAGAGCAGGUGAAACAAUUGCACAGCUUACGGACGUGGCAAGCUUGGAUCAUCCAGAAUCCGAUAGCCACAUAACAAUCUUUACAGACAAAACGGGUGUGGUAAAAGCUGCGAGGUUGUUGCUUUCUUCGGUCACAAAGGUGCUGGUGUUAGCAGACAGAAUUGUUAUUAAGCAAAUUAUCACUUCCAGAAACAAGGUUCUUGCAACAAUGGAACAACUAGAAAAAGUCAGUAGUUUCCAGGAGUUUGUACAAAUAUUCAGUCAAUUUGGAAAUGAAAUGGUAGAGUUUGCCCAUUUAACUGGAGAUCGGCAAAAUGAUUUGAAGGAUGAGAAGAAAAAGGCUAGAAUGGCAGCGUCUAGGGCUGUUCUUGAGAAGUGCACCAUGAUGCUCCUCACUGCCUCGAAGACUUGUCUGAGGCAUCCAGACUGUGAAUCUGCUCGUAUAAACAAAGAUGGAGUGUUUCAUCGGAUGAGAUUAGCUUUGGAACAGGUAAUAGAAAUUGUGACUGACUCUAGACCAAACGGAGAAAAUGAAAUGGCCCCCAUCAGCAUAUAUUCUGGCAUCAAAGAAUUCAAGAAUAAGGUGGAGGGUCUUCGUGAGAAUCUUUAUUUUCUCUCAAAAGAGAACCUUUCGACAAUGCUGGAAGUUAUCCUGGAACAUACUGAGGACUUCACAGACUCUGCCUAUACCAGUCAUGAGCACAGAGAACACAUUUUGGAGCUGUCCAAACAGGCUAAAAUGGAACUAGAGCAGCUGGUUUCAGUGUGGAUGCAAGCUCAAAACCAGAAGACAAAGGAUCUCAUGGAAGAAUUGGAAGUCGCCAUUUUAAAAACAUGCCAGUGCAUGAAUGAACUUAAAAGAGAGGUCCACAGUGCAGCAACAUCUUUGGCAGCAGAUCUGCUAAAAUACCAUACGGAUCAUAUGGUUCUCAAAGCAUUGAAAAUCACGGGAGUAGAAGGAAAUCUUGAAGCUGUAGCAGAAUAUACCUGCAAGCUAUCAGAGCAGAAAGAACAACUUGUUGAGAUGUGUCGUUUACUGAGGCAUGUCUCUGGAACGGAGCCCCUCGAGAUUACUUGCAUACACGCAGAAGAUACCUUUCAGGUCACUGGCCCACAGAUAAUCUCUGCUGCAGAAACACUGGCGUUACAUCCAUCUAGCAAGAUUGCAAAAGAAAAUCUGGAGGUGUUCUGUGAGGCCUGGGAGUCUCAACUGAGUGACAUGUCGAUGUUGUUAAGAGAAAUCAAUGAUGUGUUUGAAGGCAGAAGAG